AUGACUGGAAAAUAUCUGGAGUUGAGAAAUGUUGCAUUGAAAGUCGACAACAAAGACAUGAAGCGGAGUGAGAAGCAGAUUAUGCUUUUGAACGGAAUGAAUGUGAAUUUUAUGUCAGGGAAGAUUACUGCGGUAAUGGGAGCAAGUGGAAGCGGAAAGACAACGCUUAUGUCACUUAUUGCUGGAUAUGUACACUCGAACUCGCUGACGUGCGGAAGCAUCUUGCAUGAGGAAAAAGAAAGGGGAUGGAACUCAUGGUUGAAGAAGAUGGUAUAUCUUGAACAAGAUGAUUGUUCAAUUCCAAAACAAACAGUUGGUGAGUUUAUGCAGAAUGUUAUUAGAAUGCGAACAGGCAAGACCAAAAACGAGACGGAUAUGGAACACAAAGUGGUCAAUGAUGUGAUGAAAAAGCUGCACAUUGAUAAAAUCAAGGGAAUGCUGAUGGAAGCGAUAUCUGGAGGAGAAAGGAAGAGGGUGAUGAUAGCUGCAGAGAUGGUUGUUGGAGCAGAUGUACUACUGCUUGACGAGCCAACAUCUGGUCUUGAUUCACACCUUGCACUAAAUCUGAUUAUGGGCAUCCGUGACUACGCCAAGGAGCACAACAAGAUAGUGAUUGUAACCAUACAUCAGCCUGGACCAGGACUGUUUGAUUUGUUUGAUGACCUGCUGUUUAUGAACAAAGGAUCUGUUGUGUACUUUGGACAAGUAAGUGAGUGUGAUGAAUUUCUGAAGAAGAAUGGAGUAGAGAGAAAGGGUAAGCUUUCGCUGAGUGAGUUUUUGUUUGAGCUGUUUUCUGAAGAUUCAAUGAUUCCUGAGGUAGUUGAUAACAAAGAAAAAAUUCAAGAGAUUGCAAAGGCAGCAGCAGCAAGGGGAGAAGAAACCAUCAAAGGCAAGGACAUGACAACAGGAACGAGGUACAAGGUUUGUUUGCUAGUUGAGCCUAAAAAGUCGCUGCAGAUUGCAUUGAGACACAUGGCCAUUGAGUGGAGAACAUGGGAGUUUUUGAGGAGUAGGGCUGUUGAGAUGCUCUUUCUAUUGUUUAUUUUCGGAUUUCUACCGUAUUUUGUACUUGGUAACAUUAUGGCGGGAGCUUAUGUUGAAUAUAAUCACCAUAAUGAUUUUAAAGCGGGCCUUCCUAUAAGAAAUACCAAGUUUAUUUAUGAUAUGAAUUUUAAGGAGAUUAUUGAGUUGUAUAGACAGGAUGUUGAUCCGUCUUUACACAGCAACAUGCUUGAGACUCCUCUUGUUGAAUAUCUUGGGUUUAAUACAAAUAUAUUUGGACUGAUGCCUUGCACCUCGAUGCUGGGAGACCUCAGCUAUAUCACAAGGGAGGUAAAGAAGGGAGCAUAUGGGAUUCUGACAUUGUACUUGUCGGUGUUUAUUGCAGAGAUUCCGCUUAUUGUGUACCGAUGUUUUGCCAUAUGCAUGAUUUACUUUGGAAUUGGAAUGGGAGAAGGAGUUACGUCUUAUUUUGUCAUAAGACUGUUCAUAACAUUCAUUUUUAUGCUCAUGACGAAUGUUAUGCUGAGAUGCAUGUUUUCACCAAAAAACAAUGCAGUGCUUUAUAGCGCUUGUAAUUUGAUCAUUCAUACCAUAAUGGCAAUUACAACAGUACCUAUUACUCUGCACAUGCUUAGUUGUUAUCCAUGCUUUUCGUACUUCAAAAAUGCUAUAUACUUCGUUCUUCUAUUCUGGCCAUUCAAGUUUUUUAAUUCGCUGAUGGAAAUCGAAUACGUCAAGAAGGUUUGGAACGAUGAGAUUAUUAAUAACGAAGAAAACAUUCCAUACAAGUAUUUCUUGAAAGUAUUCUUUUUAUGGGAACCGGAUGUUCAAGUCAUGACCCAUAAAAUCCUUUUUACAUAUUCUGCUGAGGCCAUUAAUGAUGAUGAGGCCAUUAAUGAUUAUGCUAUGUGGAUGUAUGGAUGUGCCGGUAUUGUGAUGGUGGUUGGAGUUAGUUUGUUUUUACUGGGAAGGAGAGUAAGUCCGCAAAUGCGUUUGAAGUUAUCUAAAUAA
This is a messenger RNA of Ordospora colligata OC4, 2013 nucleotides long. RefSeq names its product White-like ABC transporter. Gene Ontology annotation, molecular function: ATP hydrolysis activity; ATP binding. The transcript has a single exon. The record is from RefSeq and is a predicted model, not a curated record. Lineage: Eukaryota; Fungi; Microsporidia; Ordosporidae. Bases 1 to 2013 code for a protein of 670 amino acids.